Messenger RNA from Anopheles coluzzii, 1691 nucleotides. RefSeq lists its product as uncharacterized. The record is from RefSeq and is a predicted model, not a curated record. Lineage: Eukaryota; Metazoa; Arthropoda; Insecta; Diptera; Culicidae. Gene Ontology annotation, biological process: biosynthetic process. Bases 207 to 1502 code for a protein of 431 amino acids. Gene Ontology annotation, molecular function: pyridoxal phosphate binding; L-2-aminoadipate:2-oxoglutarate transaminase activity. The transcript has 6 exons.
CACAGUGUGUGUAAACAAAGCGCAGUUCGUGUCGUGCGUGCGUACACGAGUGCACGGUGCUCCAAACAAUAAAAGCAGUCGUGCUUUGUACCUACGGAAAAGGAUUCUCCUAGCAAACGUGUACCGGAAGCAGGAAGUGGUCGCUCUAUCGGAACUAGAAUUAGCGUGCUUUGUUGUUGUUGUUGCUGUGCCAGUUUGGAGCGGAAAUGGAAGGUUCUACUGCUACCGUGCAGCGGCGGGAAGUGCCAAUGAACCAUCUUUUCGAUGGCGGUGCACUGAACGUGUACGAUCAGCAGGUGGCCAACCUGUCGGCCGGUGCACCGGGGCCGGAUUUGCUUGGCAAGAGUGCGCAAUUCUUUCAGCAAGCUACCGAAGAGCGGAUCAAAUAUGAGCUAAAAAAUUCAUCCUUCCUCUUCCAAUACGGUCCAUCGAUUGGUACGACGGAAUUUCGCAAAUCGCUCGCCUCCUUCCUUGCCGACGGCUAUCGGAGCGAGGUAAACAUGUCCGAUCUGGUUCAAACCAGUGGUGCGACGAACGGGCUGCACCUGAUACUCUCCACCCUGGUCGAUCUGGCGGGCGUAAUAUUCGUCGACGAGUACACGUACAUGAUAGCGCUCGAAACCAUCGCCCAGUUUAAUACCAUGAAAAUAGUACCAGUGCCCCUCGACGAGGACGGCCCUAACAUCGCCACUCUGCAGGCGCUGAUCGAUCAGCACCGGUUCGAGCCGACGAAAGGGAAACUAUUUUGGGGCGUUUAUUACACGAUGCCGACGUUCCACAACCCGACCGGUAUCGUCUUCUCCGAGGCAAAGUGUCAACAGCUGAUAAAACUCGCUCGCGCAACCGACAUCUUGAUUGCGUGUGACGACGUGUACAAUUUAUUGCACUACGCUGAUCCGGACGCGCCACCGCCAAAGCGCCUGUUCGCGCGCGACAUUGCCGACCUGGGCCGGGUGGAGGGAUGGCGCGGCAACGUGAUCUCGAACGGAUCCUUCUCCAAGAUCCUGUCGCCCGGCAUACGGCUCGGCUGGAUGGAGUGUCCUCCGCGCUGUGUCGAAGCAUUCCGCAACAGUGGAGUGCUCAUGAGUGGAGGUGCGGCCAACAACUACACCGGCGGUGUAGUGGCCACCCUCAUCCAGAUGGGCCUGGCACGGCGACAGCUGGACCACUACCGCACCAACUACGCCGCACGGCUGGACGCGAUGGCGGAAACGCUACAGGCGCACCUUCCCGCCGGCUGCAGCUUCCGCAAACCGAACGGCGGGUACUUCGUGUGGAUCCGCUUCCCAUCGCACAUCGACUGUGCCGAGUUUAAUCGGUACUGUUUGGAGAAGUAUCGCGUUUCCGCCAUUCCCGGCGUACGGUUCUCUUUCGCGAAGGAGGCGCGCCACUUUCUGCGCCUCACGUUUGCGUUCCACGAGCCGGAUUAUCUGCGCCGCAGCGUGCGGACACUGUGCGAGGCGGCCAGGGAGUAUCUGGAGAUAGCUGCCAGCACAGUGUAGCUUCCCCUAGCCCACCCAUCGACUUCUUGAUCGACGCAAAUCUGUUAUCUGUGCGAUACUUUACGACGGUACAGAGCAAAAGGCUACGAUAUAAAGCAGCACAGGCAAAUACUAUUUAUAGAUCUGUAAAAAAAAUAAAUAAAUAAAAACGACCCCCGCCGUGUAAGACACAUAUCGGUGGCAGAAAGA